GGGCGGGGGGGGGAAUCCCGUCGGCGGCGCCCACCCGUGAUUUGGCGGUGGGGGCCGGCGAAGGCAUGUCCAAGCCGGCGGAGCACGUCAAGCGGCCCAUGAACGCCUUCAUGGUGUGGUCCCGGGCCCAGCGGCGCCAGAUGGCCCAGGAGAACCCCAAGAUGCACAACUCGGAGAUCAGCAAGCGGCUGGGCGCCGAGUGGAAGCUGCUCACCGAGGCGGAGAAGCGGCCGUUCAUCGACGAGGCCAAGCGGCUGCGGGCCAUGCACAUGAAGGAGCACCCGGACUACAAGUACCGGCCCCGCAGGAAGCCCAAGACGCUGCUGAAGAAGGACAAGUUCGCCUUCCCGGUGCCCUACGGGCUGGGCGGAGUGGGGGACGCCGACCACCCGGCGCUCAAGGCGGGCGGGGGGGCCGGCGGGGCCGGGGGGAUGGGACCCGACUCCCUGCUCGCCCACCCGGAGAAGGCGGCCCGCGUGUUCUUCCCGCAGGCGGCCGCCGCCGGGCCGUACUCCCUGCUGGACCUGGGCUCGAAGAUGGCAGAGAUGUCGUCGUCAUCCUCCGCCGCCGCCGCCCCGGGACUCCCGUACGCCCCGUCUCUCGGCUACCCAGCCCCGGUGGCCGGUGCUUUCCACGCCGCGGCCGCCGCCGCCGCCGCCGCCGCGGUAGCCGCGGGCCACAGCCACUCGCAUCCCAGCCCCGGCAACCCGGGCUACAUGAUUCCCUGCAACUGCUCCGCCUGGCCCGGGCCCGGCCUGCAGCCGCCCCUCGCUUACAUCCUGCUCCCGGGAAUGGGAAAACCCCCCCUGGACCCCUACCCCGCCGCCUACGCCGCCGCCCUAUGACCCCCGUCGAGGCCUGUAACAGAGAAGGGGCCCUUCAUAACGAGGUCCCACGCAUGUACAUAUGUAUAGGUCCGAGCUCCUCGUUUUGCUUCUGGCUGUAUAUAAUGAUAACACGUAAUAAUAAUAAUAAUGUCGCGUUUAUGAAUGAUAAUCACGACGGCAUUUGUUAAGCGCUCACUAGGUUGCAAAGCGCCGUUCUCAGCUCGCAGUCAGUCCCCGUUUUACAGAUGAGGUCAACGAGGUAAGCGCUUACUCCGUGCAAAUCAAUCAAUUCAUCG
Messenger RNA from Tachyglossus aculeatus (Australian echidna), 1123 nucleotides. It is a transcript of the gene SOX21, whose product is annotated as SRY-box transcription factor 21. Gene Ontology annotation, molecular function: RNA polymerase II cis-regulatory region sequence-specific DNA binding; DNA-binding transcription factor activity, RNA polymerase II-specific. Gene Ontology annotation, biological process: anatomical structure morphogenesis; regulation of DNA-templated transcription; cell differentiation. The coding region runs from base 66 to 845 and encodes 259 amino acids. The record is from RefSeq and is a predicted model, not a curated record. The transcript has a single exon. Lineage: Eukaryota; Metazoa; Chordata; Mammalia; Monotremata; Tachyglossidae.